AUGUUAAGUCAUUAUGGCUGCAUUCUUUUGCUCCAAAGUCUUGCCCAAGAGGUAGAACGACCGUUAGCGGAAGAGGAGGCCUUUGGAAUCAUUAGUCAGGCGGUGGCUCCGAACGAAAACAACGUUCUCAAAGUUAAGGGACGAGUAUUCGCGCAAGUCGACCGAGUUCGAGCGGAGCAUCCUGAAUGCCAGAUGGAAUGUGUCGACCACAUGUGGAAGGACGAGUGGUGUAACACAGCCUGUUAUACGAGCGAGUGCGGUUACGACGGGCAUGAUUGCGAUGGCUGGUGCGCUCCGGAUUGUAAGCCGGGAUGGCCAGGAGACGGGAAAUGCGACCUAGAUUGCUUCCGAGAGGAAUGUAAGUGGGACGGAGGGGAUUGCGACGGCAAAUACGAGCAAAAUCACAUUGGUUUCCCUCCUCCGGAUCCAAUUGCUUUUGACUACGGCGGGUGCAAGUGCGAGCCGCGGCUGCUGAACAACGCCCACUGUGAUUGGGAAUGCAAUUCAGCCGAGUGCAACUGGGACUCUGGUGACUGCCGUCAUCAGUGUUCCGCCGGAUGCUUCACCCAGUGGCUGGGUGACGGAGAGUGCGACACGUUAUGUAACAACGAGUCUUGCUUUUUUGACAAGGGCGACUGCGGUGAGUGUGCACCGGGUUGUACGGCUGACAAAAUCGGCAACGGACUAUGCGAUGCGGCUUGCAUGAACGAGAAGUGCACGUGGGAUAUGGGGGACUGUGCUGGCUACUGCAAAAUCUACCCUAUUGACUACAAAACAAUGCCAUUUGAGUACAAUGCUUGCCGAAAAGAAUUUAUAGGCGACGGUCAAUGCGACUGCAUGUGUUUCAACAAACAAUGCAAAUUCGACGGAGGAGACUGCAUCGGCCAGGAAGAAGAAUGCCGUGCACAGGUCGCCCGCGCUCAGGGUCGAGACGGCAAGGGCUACGACCCGCCGUAUUAA
Messenger RNA from Gregarina niphandrodes, 960 nucleotides. Its product is annotated as putative notch domain protein. The record is from RefSeq and is a predicted model, not a curated record. The transcript has 3 exons. Lineage: Eukaryota; Apicomplexa; Conoidasida; Eugregarinorida; Gregarinidae. Bases 1 to 960 code for a protein of 319 amino acids.